Messenger RNA from Wickerhamiella sorbophila, 774 nucleotides. Its product is annotated as 40S ribosomal protein S2. The transcript has a single exon. Gene Ontology annotation, molecular function: structural constituent of ribosome; RNA binding. Gene Ontology annotation, cellular component: ribosome; cytosolic small ribosomal subunit. The record is from RefSeq and is a predicted model, not a curated record. The coding region runs from base 1 to 774 and encodes 257 amino acids. NCBI's taxonomy places the organism in Eukaryota, Fungi, Ascomycota, Dipodascomycetes, Dipodascales, Trichomonascaceae. Gene Ontology annotation, biological process: translation.
AUGAUUAGGCCGACUCAGGACACUCUUCAGACAAUACCAAAUAUGAGCGACAAUCAGCGUGGACGUGGUUUUGGCGGUCGUGGCCGUCGCGGUGGCCCCCGCCGCCGUGAAGAGAAGGGCUGGGAGCCCGUUACCAAGCUCGGCCGUCUUGUGAAGGCUGGCAAGGUCAAGUCCAUGGAGGAGAUCUACGCUCACUCUUUGCCCGUUAAGGAGUUCCAGAUUGUUGACACCUUCUUGCCCGGUCUCAAGGACGAGGUCAUGAAGAUCAAGCCUGUCCAGAAGCAGACCCGUGCCGGUCAGCGCACCCGCUUCCGUGCCGUCGUCAUCGUCGGUGACGGUAACGGCCAUGUCGGUCUCGGCGUCAAGACCUCCAAGGAGGUUGCCACCGCCAUCCGUGCCGCUAUUGUUAUUGCUAAGCUCUCUGUCAUCCCCGUCCGUCGUGGCUACUGGGGUUCCAAGAUCGGCAAACCCCACUCCCUGGCCUCCAAGGUCACCGGUAAGUGCGGUUCCGUCACUGUGCGUUUGAUCCCUGCUCCCCGCGGUAAGGGCGUCAUCGCCUCCCCCGCAGUCAAGAAGCUCCUGCAGUUCGCCGGUGUUGAGGACGCUUACACCUCGUCUGUCGGUACCACCCGCACUGUCGAGAACACCCUCAAGGCCACUUUUGCUGCCAUCGGUAACACCUACGCCUUCUUGACUCCCAACCUCUGGGAGGUCCAGCCUUUGACUGCUUCUCCUCUUGAUGUUCACUUCACCGUUGCCGGCGGCCGUCGUUAA